CCUCACCACCCCUCCCCUCCUCCUCCUCCUUCUCCUCCUCGCCGCUUCAAAACGGGCGUGUGGGGCGACGGGUUCGGGGUUCAAGGCGGCCAGGGACUACGGUGCGAGCGGAUCCCACAGCCACAUGCGGCAACACCACCACGACCGCUCGAGAGGCAGGACCGAGGGGCAUCACCACCACAGGCCCCGGCAGACGCUGGAGAAUCCGAAGCUCCUGCAGGAUAGCGACCUCGUGCAUGAUACUGAACACAUGAAAGAGGAGAUGCCUGAGUACCUGACGCCAGAGACCAUUAAGAACAUGUCUCCGAGGGAACUGGACUACCAUUAUUUCAAACUCCACGACUUCGACGAGAACCUGCGCCUCGACGGCCUUGAGCUCCUCGCUGCCCUCGGCCACGUCCACGGCGAUGACGAUGACGACGACGACGACGAAGGAGGGAGGACAGGGAGACAGGAGGACAGGGGAGGACACGGAGGACAGGGGGAACUGAUCGACGAGGUGUUCGAGGACAACGACACGGACAAGGACGGGUUCCUGAGCUGGGGGGAGUACCUGAAGGGGCGGCAGAGGAACGACGAAAAGCGGAAGGGAGUGUAA
Messenger RNA from Penaeus vannamei (Pacific white shrimp), 598 nucleotides. The record is from RefSeq and is a predicted model, not a curated record. NCBI's taxonomy places the organism in Eukaryota, Metazoa, Arthropoda, Malacostraca, Decapoda, Penaeidae.